AUGGGCAGGGCAGUUGUAAAGUUAAAUAUUUCUGCCAGACAUAGAAAAUAUUUAAAAAUUAGUAAUUUUUUAGAAUUGUUUGCGUUUACAAGAAAUCAAAAAUCUUUUGUAUUUGAAAAAGUAAUUAAAUUUCUUUGCGAUUAA
Messenger RNA from Vairimorpha ceranae, 144 nucleotides. RefSeq lists its product as hypothetical. Lineage: Eukaryota; Fungi; Microsporidia; Nosematidae. The coding region runs from base 1 to 144 and encodes 47 amino acids. The transcript has a single exon. The record is from RefSeq and is a predicted model, not a curated record.